AUGAAAGCUUCGGUUGAAGAAUCCAUGGUAGCUGAAAGGUUUGAUGAUGGUGAAAAAGACAAGAAGAAGAAACGCCGAUCCAAUCGUCGAACUAAGCAGAAUAUUCCCUCAGUACUGGAAGUAAAUGAAGCUGUUGUGGUGUCCUCAGAAAGCUCAUUAAAAAAUGGAAUGGCUUCUCAAACAUCUGGUUCUGUUAGCAAUUCAAGGAAGCAGCAGGGUGUUAUUGCUUUAUCCCCUAAUGAGCAAGGGUUAUCAGAAGCCCCGAGUGUUGAAUCCAUAUCAAUGCCUCUCAUCCAUUUUAAUGAUGUUGAUUUGCAAAACAAGCAAAUAAUACACGAAGGAGGAGUUGUUUCAAAACCAUUUUCAGAGCCCAUCUCUUGCUUAGUGUCAUCGGGAACUAAUAAAAAGAAAGACUCCGUCCCUUGCAGUCAAUUUGGUUUUAAUGGCCAGAUAAAUUAUUUUAGUCCACACUGGUCUAUUGAUGCUGUUGAGAAGGCAUUGGAAGUUAGUGAUGUUUUCAAAGCUGUCUUUCAUGUCAAUGCUCACAAUAGACUCGAGGCCUACUGUAGAAUUGAUGGAGUACCAACCGAUAUUCUUAUUGGCGGGGUUCCAUCCCAGAAUAGAGCUGUGGAAGGUGAUGUUGUUGCAAUAAAGAUUGAUCCUUUGUCAUUGUGGACAAAAAUGAAAGGAUCAAAUGUGGCCAACAACAAUACUGCGGUACUGGAAGAUUGCAACCUUCUUGUCCAAGAUAAUGUAGUGGAUGAUAACAAUUGUGAAGGAGAAGACAAGUUAAAUGCUGAUCAUGACUCUUCCAAUUGUAGAAGCUCUCCUUGUCAAAAAAAGAUCAAUUCUGGUAGUGAACAAAGUGAAGUUAUGAAUGCAGUGGAGAAGAUGUGUAUGUUGGUUAAUUCUUUCCCUUUUAAAAGACCAACUGGCAGAGUGGUUGCUGUUUUUGAGAGGUCUCCACGCCGAGAUUGUAUUGUUGGUCAUCUUAAUGUAAAGCAAUUGGUUUUUUCCCGGGACAUAAACCAGAAAGAUGCAAGAAAGAAUAAGAAUUUGGUGUCUGAGCAUGAGUAUAUCCAACUGACGCCAAUUGAUCCAAAGUUUCCUAACAUAAUGCUUCUUGUUAGAGACUUACCAGAGAGCAUUAAGGGAAGGCUGAAAAGUGGUGAUGCAGCAAUUGAAAUGGAUCUGGUAGCUGCACAAAUAGAUGAUUGGUUUGAAGAAAGUCAUUUUCCAGAGGGUCAUAUUUUGCAAAUUUUUGGGAGAGGAAGUGAAGUUCAGCCCCAAUUAGAUGCUAUUUUGUUUCAGAAUGGAAUCUGUUUUUCCGAAUUUCCGGCUAACACUCUAUCCAGCCUGCCACAAGUUCCUUGGGAGUUACCAUUAGGAGAAUUGCAAAGUAGAGCUGAUCUUAGAAACUUGUGUAUAUUUUCUAUUGAUCCUUCAACUGCAACUGAUCUGGAUGAUGCACUGUCAAUUGAGAAGUUGUGUAAUGGAAAUUAUAGAGUAGGCAUCCAUAUUGCUGAUGCAUCAUACUUUGUAGUACCAGACACUUUUUUAGAUGAUCAGGCUCGGUUUAGGUCAACUAGUGUUUACAUGUUGCAAAAGAAGAUACCAAUGUUACCUGCAUUAAUCACAGAAAAUAUUGGAUCUCUUAAUCCUGGAGUGGAUCGACUAGCAUUUUCCAUGCUCCUGGAUCUAAAUGUUGAUGGGGAUGUUGUAGACCGUUGGAUUGGUCGCACUGUUAUUCAUUCUUGUUGUAAGCUUUCAUAUGAACAUGCGCAGGACAUCAUUGAUAGUGCUUUCAAUUUUGAGAGUUCAAGCUUUCAUGAAGAUGCCUAUCCUAAAGUUCAUGGCCGUUUUGAUUGGCCGGAUGUUCUUACUUCUUUGAAGAGUCUCUAUGAAAUUUCAAAGGUGUUGAAACACAAGAGAUUUACUAGAGGGGCUCUUCGGCUUGAUAACCCCAAAAUUGUUAUUCUGAUUGAUGAUAAUGGCAUCCCUUAUGAUAUUACAUUUUCUGAACAGAGAGAAUCAAAUUUUCUAAUCGAGGAGUUUAUGCUUUUGGCCAAUACAACAGCUGCUGAAGUAAUAUGUAGAGCUUAUCCUGAAGUUGCACUACUGCGGAGGCAUCCUGAACCUAAUAUGCGGAAGCUCAAAGAGUUGACUGCAUUUUGUCAGAAGCAUGGUUUAAAUUUGGAGACUUCUUCAUCUGGUCAUAUCCAUCGGUCCUUAGAGCAAAUAAAGGAAAAGCUCAAGGAUGACCCUGUGCUUAAUGAUAUACUUAUUUCCUAUGCUACAAAGCCAAUGCAGUUGGCUUCUUACUUCUGUAGUGGUUAUUUAAAGGAUAAUGAGCAUGAGUGGGGUCAUUAUGCACUUGCUGUCCCUUUAUACACUCAUUUUACAUCACCUUUACGUCGAUAUUCAGAUAUUGUUGUCCAUCGGACACUACUUGCUACGAUAGAGGCCGAAAACAUUUAUUUGAAGCAGAUGGGAAAGGAAGUUGGAGGGAAGAAAAGAUGUUUCACAGGCAUCAACUUUGAUAAAAAUGCUGCAGAAUCUGUUGAAUGUAGGGAAGCUUUAUCAGCUGCAGCCUUGAAGCAUAGCGUUCCGAGUGCUAGAAUACUUGCAGAUAUUGCUGAUCAUUGCAACGAGAGGAAGAAAGCUAGUAGAAAUGUUAAGGAUGCCUGUGAUAGACUUUACAUAUGGUUUAUCCUGAAGCAGCAAAAGGUCUUACUAUCAGAAGCAAGAAUAUUGGGACUAGGCCCAAAGUUCAUGUCAAUUUAUAUUCAAAAGCUUGCGGUUGAGAGGCGCAUAUAUUAUGAUGAAGUUGAAGGUUUGACUGCUGAGUGGCUCGAGGCAACAUCCACACUGGUGCUUAGCAUAUCUCCUAAUAAGCGUGUUUUUAGGAGAGGCACCACUAACAAAUGGAGGGCAUUGUCAGAAGCUGUAUUGAUUGCUUGUCCGUAUGACCUGAAAGUUAAAAUGAAUUGUUGUAAUCAAAAUGAAGGGAUGGGAGUGGAUUCUGUUGCAUCUGACAUGAACACUGAAAUUAAGCCUGCAUUUUUUCCACUCACCGUGCAUCCUCUUUCAACAAUUCCAGUUGCACUUCAUGCUGUUGGUGGUGAUGCUGGGCCUCUUAAUUUUGGAGUGAGGCUUUACAUGAGCUCUUAUUUUGAUUAA
Messenger RNA from Lathyrus sativus (Indian pea), 3180 nucleotides. The record is from the annotation of a GenBank genome assembly. NCBI's taxonomy places the organism in Eukaryota, Viridiplantae, Streptophyta, Magnoliopsida, Fabales, Fabaceae.